CAGAACCCUGCCAUUGCUGAUAUCUACACGGAACAUCCCCAUCAAGUAAUUGUAGCCAAGUAUUCUCCCAGUGGCUUCUACAUUGCAUCUGGAGACGUUUCGGGUAAGAUUAGAAUCUGGGACACCACCCAGAAGGAGCACCUGCUGAAGUAUGAGUACCAACCCUUCGGAGGCAAAAUCAAGGACAUCGCCUGGACGGAGGACAGCAAGAGAAUUGCUGUGGUGGGAGAAGGCAGAGAGAAGUUCGGGGCUGUGUUUCUGUGGGACACUGGCUCCUCUGUGGGAGAAAUAGUUGGCCACAGCAAGAUCAUCAACACAGUGGAUAUUAAACAAACUCGCCCUUAUCGCUUGGCCACUGGCGGAGAUGACAGUUGCUGCGCCUAUUUCGAGGGUCCACCAUUCAAGUUCAAGUUCACUAUGAGCCGGUUCGUCAACUGUGUACGCUUCUCUCCAGACGGGAACCGCUUUGUCUCAGCUGGGGCUGAUGGCGUGAUCAUUAUCUAUGAUGGCAAGACCGGUGAGAAAAUCGGUACCGUGGGAGGGGAAAAAGCUCAUGAAGGUGGAAUCUAUGCUGUAAGCUGGAGCCCAGACAGUUCCCAGCUGAUCUCGGCCUCCGGGGACAAGACGGUGAAGCUGUGGGACGUGGGCAGCAACACGGCGGUCACCACCUUCAACAUGGGCGCCGACGUCAUGGACCAGCAGCUGGGCUGCCUGUGGCAGAAGGACCACCUGCUCAGCAUCUCCCUGUCGGGCUACAUCAACUAUCUGGACAAGAACAACCCGGACCGCCCACUCCGCACCGUCAAGGUUGGCUGUCAUUCUGCUUCUUGCUUAGUUGUUUGUUGUAAAGUGGUAUUUGUUAGCCGUCUAAGAACAGAUAACCAUUACCUUAAAGGGUCUCAGGUAAUUCUGUACUUCUCUAGUGAUGAUUGUCUGGGAUGUUGAGGAUUAUAUACAGUAUAGUAUCUGGUCUUAGGGCUGGGAUGUUGAGGAUUAUAUACAGUAUAGUAUCUGGUCUUGGGGCUGGGAUGUUGAGGAUUAUAUACAGUAUAGUAUCUGGUCUUAGGGCUGGGAUGUUGAGGAUUAUAUACAGUAUAGUAUCUGGUCUUAGGGCUGGGAUGUUGAGGAUUAUAUACAGUAUAGUAUCUGGUUUUAG
Messenger RNA from Clupea harengus (Atlantic herring), 1156 nucleotides. It is a transcript of the gene wdr1, whose product is annotated as WD repeat-containing protein 1-like. Gene Ontology annotation, molecular function: actin filament binding. The record is from RefSeq and is a predicted model, not a curated record. NCBI's taxonomy places the organism in Eukaryota, Metazoa, Chordata, Actinopteri, Clupeiformes, Clupeidae. The transcript is spliced from 6 exons. The annotation marks the transcript as partial. Gene Ontology annotation, biological process: sarcomere organization; actin filament depolymerization; locomotion. Gene Ontology annotation, cellular component: cortical actin cytoskeleton.